AUGGCAGUUGAAAAGAGGUUUGUUUUGGUGGGGAUUAAAAUAGAUGACCUUUGUAAACAGCUUGUCAACUGGGCACUUGUCAAAGUUGCAGAACCAGGGGAUUGUGUUGUAGCAGUUCAUGUUGUUAAAAAUCCAGAUCAUGUUUGCAAGAGCAAGACUAUGAUUGAUGACUAUUUAGAAAUUUAUGAAGGGCUAUGUGAUGUUAAGAAGGUAGAUCUCACUGGUCAAAUCUUUUAUGGAAGCUCCAUUCGAAACAUUCUUGUUAGAGAAGCAAAAAAGCAUACAGCUCUGGCUCUAGUGGUAGGGGGUCGAGCUGGCACAGCUAAAUAUUGCGCCAAACGACUACCACCCACCACGAAUGUUCUAGCCAUCCGAGACUCAAGGAUUGUCUAUAGGAGGUGCACCAAUAAACAACUACCAGGUGGUCUUAUAAUGGAUCCAAGACCAAGCUUAACAAUCAUAGGAGAAAACUUGAGUGACAUAUUAAACCAGUCCACAUUUGGUGACUCCACUGUUGAGAUUGAGAAAUCAGCAAGCAAAAAUUCAUUAGAGUUGAAGGAAGAAGCAUCUGACGGAUUAGAAAUGUGUAAGUCAAGGUCAACAUCCAUGCUUUCUGGUGAUUCAGCUGAGCAGAAGCUUGGGUGGCCUCUACUACGCCGAGCCAAUUCAGGAAUGUCACAAACUCAUCAAGCAAGGGACAUGUCAGUAGUACAAUGGGUAAUGACCUUACCAGAUCGUUCACCAAAUAAAAGUCCUUGCUCUUCUUCCUCUGAGGAAAAUCCAUUUGAAAGGAGCAUCAGCGAUAUUGAUGAUGAGAGCUCUAAAAUUUCUUCAGCUCCAUCUGUUGAGCUACCAAAUGGCCUAGAGGAGAUGCUAAACGUACAUUCAAUCGACUGCAAGUGGUUCAGCCUUGAAGUUCUGCAGUCUUGCACUAGACAAUUUUCUUCAGAAAACUUGGUUGGGAAAGGAGGGAGCAAUCGUGUGUACAAAGGAGUCCUCCCUGAUGGAAAACCGGUGGCAGUUAAAGUAUUGCAGUCAUCAAAAGAAGCGUGGAAAGAUUUCGCCCUUGAGGUGGAAAUAAUAUCCUCAUUGAAGCACAAGAGCAUUACCCCUCUACUUGGGAUUUGCACAGAGAACAAUACUUUAAUCUCGGUUUAUGAUUAUAUCCCCCAAGGCAGCUUAGAGGAAAAUCUGCAGGGAAAGAGCAAAUUGUCAUGGGAAAUGAGAUUUAAUGUGGCAGUUAGGAUCGCUGAAGCUCUUGAUUACCUGCACAGCGAAGCUUUGAAGCCUGUUGUCAUACAUAAAGAUGUCAAGUCGUCUAACAUUCUUCUAUCUGAAGGGUUUGAACCUCAGUUAUCUGAUUUCGGACUUGCAAUAUGGGGACCAACAACUUCAUCCAUUUUUACCCAAGAUGUAGUAGGAACAUUUGGUUAUCUUGCUCCUGAAUACUUCAUGUAUGGAAAAGUCAGUGACAAGAUAGAUGUUUAUGCCUUUGGUGUAGUUCUACUUGAACUAAUAACAGGAAGGGAACCAAUCAGCUCAGCAUCUUGCAAAGGACAGGAGAGCUUGGUCGUGUGGGCAAAACCAAUAAUAGACAGUGGGGACAUUAAAGGCUUAUUGGACCCAAAUUUAGAAGGGAAAUUUGAUGAGGUCCAAUUGCAAAGAAUGGUUCUGGCAGCAUCUUUAUGCAUCACACGGUCUGCUCGACUUCGUCCUAAACUGAAUCAGAUACUGAAGAUCCUAAAAGGAGAUGAGAAAGAUGAAUAUUUCCUCAACUCGCAUGGGAAUGAUGAGGAGGAUUCAGAAAAUGGAGAAAACAUAGAUGAUGAAGUGUAUCCAAGUUCAAGUGCUGAGUUACACCUGAGUCUUGCAUUACUUGGUGUGUUGGAUGACAGAACGUCACAAACUAGCACUGAGCUGAGCUAUAGUGAGCACUUGAAAGAACAAUGGAGCAGGUCAUCAAGUUUUAAUUGUUAG
Molecule: messenger RNA, 1977 nt
Organism: Sphenostylis stenocarpa
Lineage: Eukaryota; Viridiplantae; Streptophyta; Magnoliopsida; Fabales; Fabaceae
Source: the annotation of a GenBank genome assembly